Messenger RNA from Physcomitrium patens, 1707 nucleotides. Its product is annotated as pectinesterase 31. Gene Ontology annotation, molecular function: pectinesterase activity. The record is from RefSeq and is a predicted model, not a curated record. Gene Ontology annotation, biological process: cell wall modification; pectin catabolic process. NCBI's taxonomy places the organism in Eukaryota, Viridiplantae, Streptophyta, Bryopsida, Funariales, Funariaceae.
AUGGACGGCGUCCUCGCUAGCCCCUCGCAUUUGCAACGGAUUCGUAGAAUCCAGGCAGGGCUUGGAUAUAUCGCCAUCGCCAUCGCCAGCGCCUCGUGAAGUUGAAGCUCGGCCUCGGUCCUCAUGUGGGGAAGGUCAAUCAAGCCCAAGCUGAGGUGGGACCGCGGAUCCAAGGAAGCCGCGGACCCACUCGAUUCCAGCAAUAACAACAACAGCAGCAGCAGCAGCUUUAACGCAGGAAUUGAAGCUGUGGAUGCGAUGCAGGAUCUGCCUCGCGAUGGGUCGUUGCGCGUGGCGCAGGAUGGGAGUGGCCACUUCCGCACUGUUCAGGCUGCCAUCGACUCACUCCCCUUACCCAACAACAAGCGCGUUGUGAUUUGGGUUGCUCCUGGCGUGUACCGCCAGCCUGUGUACGUGCCCAAGCAGAAGAAAUUGAUCACCAUUCGGGGCGAGGAUGCACACAAAACCAUACUGACAUGGGCGAACACGGCCACGAGCAUUCAACACGACCUAUCAUCUCAAGUGAUCGGGACGGGGACAUUUGCAUGCGGCACGGUGAUAGUAGAAGGAGAAGAUUUCAUUGCCCAGAACAUUACCUUCGAGAAUGCAGCACCCAAAGGGUCUGGCCAAGCCGUGGCAAUUAGAGUUACGGCCGACAGGUGUGCGUUCUAUGAAUGCCGCUUCCUUGGUUGGCAGGACACUGCAUAUUUACAUUACGGUAGGCAGUACUUUCGGAACUGCUACAUCGAGGGCAGCGUCGACUUCAUUUUCGGUAACGCCCAGGUGCUACUCGAAUACUGUCACAUCCACUGCAAAUCUGAUGGGUUCAUCACCGCCCAGUCCUGCAAGAGCCCCGAUGAGCCCACUGGCUAUGUGUUCCUACGGUGCGUGAUCACGGGAACUGGCACCCGGCCAUAUAUGCAUCUCGGCCGGCCAUGGCAACCUUGCGCGCGCGUCAUCUUUGCCUUCACAUUCAUGGACGGGUGCAUCGUCCCAGCUGGUUGGAAUAACUGGAAUGACAAGGAAAAGGAACGAACUGCCUGCUUCUACGAGUUUCGGUGCACUGGACCUGGGAGCGACGUCACCCAGAGGGUUCCGUGGAUGCGCAAGCUGACUGAUGCAGAAGCUGCAAGAUUCCUGUCUGUGGACUUCAUCGAUCAGCAGCGGACAUGGCUCACUCGGUCUCCUCUCAAGGCUCCCUACAUUCCAGAACCUAUAUCGGCCUGAUCCUUGCUCUUUGGUAUGUGGUGGAGUAAUGUUGCGAUGCGUGUCUACGGCACUGAAAUCGGUCAGUUCACCCUUCGAGGGCUCUCUGUCGGAGGACUGCCUGUCCAUGCUUUGCAUGGCAAUGGCUCUAGAAGAGCUUGUCUUGUGCCAUCGGUGGCGCGGCUGCUCACACAUUUAACGACGCAGCAUGUAUUUGUAAGUCAUUAGCUUUGAUUUUCUGUCAUGUGUUGCAUACUCGGAAAUCCCCUAGGCCUGCUGUACCAUCAACGUUCCGCUGAACUUGUUGUUCAUCACUACUAGAAUCACCACGACCUGCAUCAUUCACAAAUCCUCUUUAGGUGAUAGUGAAUGCGUGCGGCGAUUUAGCUUAAAUGCGUGCGGCAGUCUCUCCAUUUGAGUUGGCUGUGUAUGUUAUCUUGAAAGUCUUCAUCGGAAUUGGAAUUGAAAUCAGUUGUAAUGCAUUUAUAAGUCUUUGGCUUC